UUGUGAUUAUGGUACUCAAAAUAGCAAGCAGAGGCAAAACCAAAAGCUCCAGUUCAAAUCUACCACCAGGACCACGCAAGCUACCCUUUAUAGGGAACAUCCACCAGCUUGCUGGAUCUCUACCCCAUCAUAGUCUGCGAAACUUGGCCAAGAAAUAUGGACCCUUUAUGCACCUAAGGCUUGGAGAAGUUUCCACCGUAGUUGUUUCAUCAGCAGAGUUUGCCAGAGAGGUGAUGAAAACUCACGACGCUACUUUUGCAUCAAGGCCCCAUCUCCUUGCUGCAACCAUCGUGUCUUACAACGCCACAAACAUUGUGUUUGCAAAAUAUGGUGAUUACUGGAGACAACUGCGAAAAUGCACACUAGAGCUCCUAAGCACAAAGCGUGUUCAAUCUUAUCGACCUAUUAGAGAGGAAGAGAUGCUGAAUCUCAUCAAAUGGAUUGCUUCAAAAGCCAGGUCACCUAUCAAUCUUACAGAGAAAAUUUACUCAUCUACAUAUAUGAUCACUUCACGAGCAGCCUUUGGUAAAAAGAGCAAAUAUCAUGAAGAUUUUAUAGAUGUUGUGAAGGAAGGUACACAAUUGGCAGGAGGCUUUGAUCUUGCAGAUGUCUUUCCUUCUUUCAGUUUGCUUCAUAUGAUAACUGGGAUGAGGCCUAAACUUGAAAGGUUGCACAAAAAAUCUGACAGGAUACUGGAAAACAUCAUCAAAGAACACAAAGAUAAGGCAACAUCAAAAGGUUCUGAGAGGGAAGCACAGGAAGACCUGGUAGAUGUACUCUUAAAAUUUCACGAGGAUAAUGAUGGCCCUGAAUUUAACCUAACUACUGACAACAUCAAAGCAGUAAUCUUGGACAUUUUCGGAGCUGGGAGUGAGACAUCCGCAACAGCUGUAGACUGGGCAAUGUCAGAAAUGAUUAAAAAUCCACAAAUAAUGAAAAGGGCACAGGAUGAGGUGAGGGAAGUGUUCAAUAGAAAAGGGCAGGUAAGUGAAACAAGCAUCAAAGAGAUGAAAUAUUUAAACUCAAUUAUUAAGGAGACACUCAGAUUGCACCCAUCUGCCCCUCUGUUAAUUCCAAGAGAAUGCGGAGAGAGGUGUGAGAUUGGUGGAUAUGAAAUACCUGUCAAAACAAAGGUAAUUGUCAAUGGAUGGGCAAUUGGUAGAGAUCCAAAGUACUGGACUGAGCCUGAGAGCUUUCAUCCAGAUAGAUUCCUUGAUAGCUCAAUUGAUUUCAGGGGAACAAACUUUGAGUAUAUCCCAUUUGGUGCUGGAAGAAGAAUGUGUCCCGGCAUAACAUAUGGUCUGGCCAAUGUGGAGCUCCCACUUGCAAUGUUAUUAUACCAUUUUGAUUGGAAACUCCCAAAUGGAAUGAAACAUGAAGACCUGGACAUGACUGAGGCCUUUGGCAUUACAGUCCGUAGAAAAGAAGAUCUGCGCCUUAUACCCAUCCCAUAUCAUCCUCCACCAACUGAACAAACCCAAGUGUAA
This is a messenger RNA of Rosa chinensis, 1487 nucleotides long. Its product is annotated as cytochrome P450 71D10-like. Gene Ontology annotation, molecular function: heme binding; oxidoreductase activity, acting on paired donors, with incorporation or reduction of molecular oxygen; monooxygenase activity. The record is from RefSeq and is a predicted model, not a curated record. NCBI's taxonomy places the organism in Eukaryota, Viridiplantae, Streptophyta, Magnoliopsida, Rosales, Rosaceae.